GAAGAAGAUGGCAGCAUUCCUUUCGGGGUCAUCUAAUGACAAGCAAAAAACUCACUGGGUUAAAUGUUCUGAUCUUUGUUACCCAACUGAAGAAGGGGGUGGGGUAUCAGGUCUUUGUCUACAAUUCAAAAGGCUUUCUCUAUGAAAAUCUGGUGGAAAUGGAAAACUCAUAUAUGAAGCUCAUUCUUCAAAGCUAGAUAUCCCAAAGAAGAUAUGAAUGUUAAAGUCACCGACUCAGCCAUUUGGAGGAGGAUAUGCUUCAAAGCUAGAACAAUUCACAUUAUCCACUGUUUACAAUGAACUAAGAGAGGUUCUUUCCCAUACUUUUACUCAUAGGCAUAUUAGGCAUAAAACCCAACCAAUGCAAAUUAAGAUCUUUAUUUGGAAGCUUCUUCAUAACUGCAUGCCUAUUACCGAUAAUCUGCGGAGAUUUAAUUUGGUCAUAAGGCCUUCCAGGUGUCCUAUGUGCAUGAAUAAUUUUGAUACAAUAAACCAUCUCUUCUACCAGUGUUCUUUAUCAAAACAGAUAUGGAGUUAUUUCAUGAAUAUAUUUCACAUACCUAUUCCAAGACGUCAGCCAUAGGUCAGACAAAUAUUUAUACAAUGGUGGUUGGAGGCUGGUUCUAAGACUAUGGGAGAUCUAUUCAAGCACAAUUUACCAGAUUAAACACCACACUCAACCCUGGUCAGCUAAUUUCUCUAAAAUGAAGCAAAGAAGAAUUGAAACUUAUCUGAUUCAGGAGGGGAUGAUUGCUCAUAACUUCACUUAUGGAAGACCGAUGUUCCAUCGAUGGAAACGACCACAGGGUGAGUAUAAGUUAAAUGUUGAUGCCUCAUUCUCCUAUGACAGUUCGGCAGGGGGUGCCAUUUUCAGAGACAAAUUAAAGGGGGGAGAUGAUUUGGGCGAUACAAUUUCCAAUCAGUGCUAACUCCAGUCAGGAAGCUGAAGGGCGGGCUGUGCUUUUUCCGAUUAGAAUGGCUAUAGAGCUUGGUUUGUUAAUCAAAAUAAAAGCUUCAUUGACUAAACUGUGAACUGCAAACUUCCCCCAAAAGUCAUUGCUAAUCCAGGGAUGAGUAAGUCAUUUUCAAACUGAGUACUAAUUUAAUUUCACACAUGAGGCAGUUCAAUGUUCUCAUACACGUUUUUAAUUGCAAC
Cuscuta epithymum is the source of this 1156-nucleotide messenger RNA. The record is from the annotation of a GenBank genome assembly. Lineage: Eukaryota; Viridiplantae; Streptophyta; Magnoliopsida; Solanales; Convolvulaceae.